Torulaspora delbrueckii is the source of this 303-nucleotide messenger RNA. RefSeq names its product Mlo1p (gene MLO1). The coding region runs from base 1 to 303 and encodes 100 amino acids. Lineage: Eukaryota; Fungi; Ascomycota; Saccharomycetes; Saccharomycetales; Saccharomycetaceae. The record is from RefSeq and is a predicted model, not a curated record. The transcript has a single exon.
AUGCUGGGCAGAGUGCUGAGCAAACGGCUGGCAUGCGAUAUUGCAUGUGAAGGGGCUUUCAAAAGGUGGUAUGAACUUGAAAUGCAUGAGAAACAACGCUUCGUGAACGGCUUUGUCGCAUUAUAUCGUGAACAGUACCCCGUAUCCCGCUCCAAUGGGUCUUUACAAGGACUAUCAGCCAAGAUGAAUGACCAUCAUCGGGAUUCCCCAUCGGUUUUCGGAAUCUUCUACAACGACAUAUGGGGCCGUCGAUGCAGACGGUUCCAGGAUCCAAGUUUCCAGUCAUUAUUGAUACCUCGCUAA